ACGCUCAACGUACAGCUUGUUGGCUUACGAUCCGCUCGUGAUGCGCUUCGCGCAGUCGGAAUUGGUCGGAGUGGUGCGAUGCAGCCCGAUAUAACCUCGUAAUAAUUGCGAAGAGGCGUUCGCUAUGUCAGAGAAACGAAUUAAAAAUGAUACUGUGCCUGUAAUUUUCACCGUCGUCGAUAUUCUGCACCUCACGUCUCUGGGCAUUUGCAGAUGAAGUUGUGGAAGUUUAGCAGCAAGCGUAUUUACGAAGCUAAGCUUUAUCCACUGUUGUUUGUGGGUCAACUUUCAAGAUGAGCGAGAAUGAAUCCAUGUACGGGACAACCUUGUCUCAAGAGUCGAUCAAAGUGAUAGCGGAGAGCAUCGGCGUCGGCAACUUCCCAGAUGAGGCUGCAAAGGAUCUCGCGGAGGAUGUCAGUUACAGACUGAAGGAAAUUAUUCAGGAUGCUGCAAAAUUCAUGAGGCAUGGAAAACGUCAACGAAUGACUGCGCACGACAUAGAUCAUGCGCUGAAGAUUAAGAACAUUGAGCCAACGUAUGGCUUUUUCGCCAAGGACUACAUACCAUUCCGCUUUGCGUCAGGCGGCGGUAGGGAAUUGCAUUUUGUGGAGGAGAAGGAGAUAGAUCUUAACGAGGUUGUAGCUACGGCUGGCGGACAGUCGUGGCCGAAGCUACCACUGGAAAUUACGUUACGAGCCCACUGGUUGUGCAUCGAUGGAGUACAGCCCACCAUACCGGAGAAUCCACCGCCAGUGUCUAAAGACGCCCAGAAACUAGAGAGUGUUGAUCCGACGACCAAGCUCUCGAGCAAGAAUCAGAACAUCGGCGUCGGCAAACCGGGCGGCGGUGGCAAGAGCCAGAAGCUGCGGAACGUCGAGACUGUUCACGUGAAGCAGCUCGCGACGCACGAGCUCAGCGUGGAACAGCAAUUGUACUACAAAGAAAUAACCGAGGCUUGCGUCGGAUCCGACGAAGCUCGUAGAGCCGAGGCUCUUCAGUCACUCUCGGCGGAUCCCGGUCUGCACGAGAUGCUGGCGCGUAUGUGCACCUUCAUCGCGGAGGGUGUGCGGGUCAACGUAGUUCAGAAUCAUCUCGCGCUGCUCAUCUACCUCAUGCGGAUGGUCAAGGCCUUGCUUGAUAACCCGAGCCUUUACCUGGAGAAAUACCUCCACGAAUUGAUACCGUCAGUUGCGACCUGUAUAGUUUCUCGACAGUUGUGCAUGAGACCGGACGUGGACAAUCAUUGGGCGUUGCGCGAUUUUGCUUCCCGACUGAUGGCGCAGAUAUGUAAAAAUUUUAACACCUCCACGAAUAAUGUGCAAACUAGAGUCACUCGGAUGUUCAGUCAAGCAUUGGCGAAAAAUACUCAGACACCAUUGGCAUCUCUAUAUGGGGCGAUCGAAGGACUCUGUGAACUAGGACCUGAAGUGAUCAAAGCUCUGGUUAUCCCUAAAAUCAAGUCUAUCUCUGAGCGUAUCGAGUCGUGCAUCGAGGGUCAAGGGCUAUCCAGCGUAGAUAAAAAUGGAGCAGGACACAUCAAAACUCUGCUUGUGAAAUCAGUCGCUCCAGUUUUGAAAACAAUACGAUCGCCACCAGAUUACGUAGAGGAGUACAAACAGGAUUAUGGAUAUAUAGGACCUGCAUUGUGCGCGGCAGUUGCAAAGGCUCGCACGCAACCGGCCGCUUUAACAACCACAGCUACAACUACGGCACUCACCACGAAUCAGCAACAAGGUUCUAACUGCACGGGAAAGACAGUCGUGCAGACAGUAACCAGUUCGAGUCCAGGUCAGCAACCCGGCCGCACAUUUAUGCUUGGCACAAGCAGAACUGCUACCGGAACUUCCGCCACCGGCGGACAGAAAUUUGUUAUCUUGCAGUCGCGCUCACAAACACCUACUAUUUCCAACAUAAAUACUACUGCUAUCAAUACCAGUACUAUCCAACAACAGCAGCAACAACAGCCGCAGCAGCAGCAGCAGGCACAAGCACAAAUACAACAACCACAGCAACUGCAACAGCAGCAGCCACAGCCGCAGCUGCAACCACAGCCGCAACCACAGCCGCAACCGCAACCGCAGCCACAGCUACAGCCACAGCCACAGCCACAGCAGCAGCAGCAGCAGCAGCAGCAACAAAUCAAAUUGGCGCAGACUAAUGUCGCCCAACAGAAGACACAUGUACAAAGUUCUACACCGAAAUUAGUCGUAGUGUGUAUGCCCACCAGUAGUCACACUAAUACAUCAGUUACGCAGCAAGCAAAUCUUACGGCAAAAACGCAAAGUGUCUUUGUUACGCAGCAGAGUGUCGAAAGAUCACUCAGUCCAGAAGAGGAACAGCCGUUUCAGUGAAAGUAUAUAUAAGAAAGAGACGAAAAUAGAACUUCCAGAUCCUUCCGUAUACAGUUAAAAUAUUCUUUAGAGAGUAAGACAAAGUAUUUCUAAAUAAAAAUAAACUUUUACGAAGAUAUUAAAGCUUUGUACGUUUUUAAUCUUUAAAUCUAACGAAUGUUCUUUUUAUUUAUUCAGUUGUGAAUUUUUUUGUCUAUUUGUUAUAUAGUAUUUUCAUAUCUAUGUAUAACAAAUGUUUCCUAUUAAGGAAAAUAUAAAAACAGAAGAACCA
Molecule: messenger RNA, 2622 nt
Organism: Vollenhovia emeryi
Lineage: Eukaryota; Metazoa; Arthropoda; Insecta; Hymenoptera; Formicidae
Product: transcription initiation factor TFIID subunit 6-like
Exons: 9
Coding region: 294-2351 (685 amino acids)
Biological process (GO): RNA polymerase II preinitiation complex assembly; transcription initiation at RNA polymerase II promoter
Cellular component (GO): SAGA complex; SLIK (SAGA-like) complex; transcription factor TFIID complex
Molecular function (GO): RNA polymerase II general transcription initiation factor activity; transcription coactivator activity; protein heterodimerization activity
Source: RefSeq, a predicted model, not a curated record